Coniosporium apollinis CBS 100218 is the source of this 5130-nucleotide messenger RNA. RefSeq lists its product as uncharacterized. The transcript is spliced from 9 exons. Gene Ontology annotation, cellular component: cytosol. Gene Ontology annotation, biological process: tRNA methylation. Bases 1 to 5130 code for a protein of 1709 amino acids. The record is from RefSeq and is a predicted model, not a curated record. NCBI's taxonomy places the organism in Eukaryota, Fungi, Ascomycota, Dothideomycetes.
AUGGAAACCUUCAUCUGGAAGUAUGCCGCUCCGGUGCCUGAGGACGUGUUAAGAAGUACGAGUAGACAACUUGACUCUAUCAUUGCAGCGGAUGGCACCCUUGCUACGGAGGAGAUGAAUGUAAAACAUACCGAGGACGUACUAGAAUUAGUGCUUCAAACCGCUGGUCUGGUAGAUAUAUCCGAUACGCACCGGGCUGCUGCGUGCAAUCUGACUUGUGCUCUGUUGGAACGCUGCUCCAUCUCCCCGCGGGAGGAUGUCCGGGCAGUCGUCUGGCGAAAUGGUGCCUGGAUCAAGUUCUUCCGAGUCUUCCUUGAGCGAUCUGAUACCGCAAAGGGAAAAUCGAUGAGACAAGUGUUAGUCGUCCUAACAACGCUCUUGAUACAAGCUGGAGACGACUCUGAGACCUCAUCAAUCAAGAAUGGCAUUCUUGAUGACCUAUUCGACAUUCUCUUCGAGCAGAAUAGCCAGAGUAAGGCCAAGCCGGCUCUGCAGGCAUUGACUCAUUUCCUUGUUUCGAAGUUGUUCACAAUCCGCAUAUUGCUUGACGCGUUCCUGGAUUGGAAUCAGCGGCAUGCUCUGAGCAAAGACCGGGUCCCCGAAUCUUUAGAUCAUACUCAGCUGUUCUUGCGGAGGCUAUUCAGCUGUGUUACUCGAAAUGAUCUGGCUCCUGCCGCCGGGCAUUUUGUGGUCACUCUACUUGAUAAAGGUCGCCAACAACAGGAAGAGUUUGCACGCCACAGGGAGCUGUAUCCGGUCUGGGCCCAACCGUUGAGGAGCACCGUCGGAGAAGCGCCGGAGUCUGUACCAGACUUCAGGAACCACUUGUUUCCUGGCUUGUUCAAGCUGAAUUUCGAUGACUACUCUCAGUUUCUGAACCUUCUACAUCUUGAGGAUCAUAUCCGUCUUUGCAAAUCUAACCGCACGCUUGCUUCAGAAGAGAACGGGUUCGAAAACGAAGAUAGCGAUGAAACCCUGCUUUUUGCGGCCUUACAGGCCGGUAAAGAGAUCGGGCUGGUCCAAGAAGUUGACUAUCGAGCUUCCAGACGAAUCGAAUUCCGUAAUGGAGUUGUCAGAAUCCCCGAUAGAUCCGUCGGUCGCCUCCUAGCGCACUCUUCCUCUGGCGUAAGGCUAGCCGCACUGGCGCUACUUGUGACUUCAGUGGCAAUUACUCGACCGUUCACGGUUGAAACGUUCCGAUAUCUCCAGACACACCUGCCUCAUCUUCAUGCCGAGUCGGAUGCGAAUUUCCGUAGCGAAUUGUUUGGGCUUAUUCAGAGAUUCUUUGAUCGCUUGAGGGCAGUUACUGCCGCUCUCGCGAAAGCUCUCGCGAAAGCUCUCGCUAAACAGCAAGCUAUGUCGGAUUCUGGUCGACCAGCAAUGAGACAGGAGGAGCACCAAUCCAAUGUCCUGGAUUCAUUACCUCUGGUACGAGAUUUGCAUACUCACAAAGAAUUUAUACGUUGGUAUGUACGUUUUCUCUCCACUGAACUGAGGCCUGGAGGCCCCUACCAACGGCACAUAUCGGCGUUGAGGUGCCUGACGACCGUAACGAGGUCGGGUCUUGACGGAAGUGUCCCGCAACAGCAUCUUUCGAGACAAGCACGAGGAGGAACUCAGUGGCCAUUUCAUAUCACCGUACUAACUCCCGGCGUUGUUCGUGCUCUGUUUGAUCUCCUUCUCGAUCCUUUCGAUGAUGUACGGCACUCAGCGUCUUUCACCCUCAAGAUGAUUGAUUCGGGAGACCGAACAGCCCCCUUUUGUAAUGCCGCUCCAGCUUUGUUCGAUGCUAUGAAGACUCAGGAACACAGAUUCGCCGGGCAAUCAUUUGCCGCCAGCUUGCCGCCGUUUCUUGAGAAGGCCGAGCGCAUGAUGCAACUCAGUGGCCGUGCAGACCACGCAGAUGGAGUAGCCCGUUCUUAUGAGUUGCUGUAUGAGCAAUCCGCCAAGGAGGAAGACAGUGGACUGAAAGAUGCGGUUCAAUCCAAGGAGCAUAAUACACGGUACUCGAUUGUGAGUCACCUCAUUGAGGGCGUCGAGCAAGCGAUUGGUGUCGUGAACCACGAUCUCUCCAAAGCUGUCAAUGAACAUCCAGUCCAUGGCAUGCUUGCAAGUCUUAAGUACAUCCUCAACAGACCUGAUUUUUACCGCUCGAUCAAAACACCGUCUAAGAAGGCAUCGGCCGACUGGCGUUUUUUGCAUCAGAGGCUCUUUCGGUGUCUUCAUGAUAUAUGGGCCUCUGUGCGCGAUAUACUCUGCAACGACGCCCCCGAGGGCCAUGUCCCGGAAGAUGUUCAAGAAGACGUUGAAACUACCACGAAGGAUGUUCUCAGCUACGCCUGGCGGGCAUUGAAGGAAGCAAGCGCCUUAAUGAGAGUCAUCAUAGCAAAAGCCACCUUCAGCAAUGCCCGUGCGACAGCCAUUCUCGGUGUUGAGGAUAUCAAGGACCUUGGCAAACUAUGCUUUAUCCAACUUGCAGAACUCCGUCAUCGAGGUGCUUUCUCUACCGUGGCUCAGACCUUCGCCUCGUGCUGCUUACGCUGUAGUCAGAUAGAUGACCCAGUAGUGCAAAGACUGCCGAAAGCCUGGUAUGAGGACGCUUUGCAAUGCAUACGUGACAAAGGCUCAACAAUUACCCGGCGAUCAGCUGGCAUGCCAGCAUUGAUAACCGGUGUGCUGAGCGCAGACCCUGAGGGACCUUUGUUCAGGCAAGCGAUGGUUGAUCUCCGCGCGGAGGCCCAGCUUGAGGGACGUCGAACGAACAUCCAAGAAACGCAUUUACCUCAAGUACAUGCAAUGAACUGCCUGAAAGACAUCUACACCGACACAAAACUCGGCCAAAGUUCCGAGCCUUACCUAGCGAGCGGACUGGAUCUUGCAGCAAGUCGCUUGGAAAGUGAUGUAUGGGCUAUCAGAAACUGCGGACUGAUGUUGUUUAGAGCGCUCAUCGACCGACUGCUUGGCAGUGGGGAUACUCAAAAUUGGACAGAGCACGAUUCCGUCAAGGCGUCAUGUCUUUCCUACGAAAAGUACCCUAACCUACUUGAGAUUAUGACUCGACUGCUGCGACCCAGGCCAACCAAACAGGAGGACAAGGAUGGAGAAGCUCGAAGCAACACCUCUCUCUCAGCUGUCGCCGAAGGGGUGUUUCCUGUCCUUCAAAUCCUCCAACGCGCCCCGCCUCCUCCUGCCCAAGCUAGAACCAUCCGCCAACUGGUGCUCGGAUUGACAAGAAGUCCACACUGGCAUGUUCGAGAUAUGGCCGCUCGCACUUAUGCUGGUCUUGUUUCUCCAGCGGAGCAUAGAGAUAUCGUACUCGCAUUGCUCGUCAACAGCUCGUUAAGCUCGCAGAACUCGUUGCAUGGUGAUUUACUAUGCGUAAGAUAUGUCGUGCAUCGCGUCCUGCAAAAGGCCCCAUUCAAGGACCAAGGUAUUCUCCAGCACAUCUUGUCAACGCUACGAGGCCGCUACGAGGAUUUGUUUGAGCAAAAUACCUGCCCUUUCACAGCCGCAGUUUUCCUGGAGGUUCUCAAUGAUAUUGGCGAAGCUGUGUUGGUCGAAUGCAGUCUCUCGUGUAUGCCGCCUAUGGACAAGGAGAACGAUAUCGGCGAAUCUCACAAUGCAAUGUCGUUCGAUGGGCCCACCGGGCAGCUUGCAGAAAGUUUCAUGCACCAAGCAUACAGGGCUCGGAGUGGAAAGCGUAUCAAGAGCAACACCGGACCGGAAUCGUCUCUAUUUAGACAAGCCGCCGCCCGCAACCUUGCGUUAUGUUUCAUCAUGGUCCUUUACCCUACGGCCUUGACGCAGCAGUCUGGCGCAGAUUCCGCCGUCAAAGACUUAAGGAAUCUCAUGUCUGACUCCGCUGAAACUGACACAGAUAGCUGCUGCGCUGUAGUAGAGCACCUCGGCAAGAUCCUCGGUCGCGGAAGAGAUGCAAGGCUUUUAGCUAUAGCGCAGCAUGUGGUGCCACUCUUUUUCAACGUCCUCGAGACAACCAGGAAUGACGAAGUCAAGGCGGUCCUUCAGUCGGUUCUUGCUAAUUUGAUCAACUCUAUUGGGGCACACCAUCUGCCACUCACACCGGCGAAAGACUCAGGAAGAAACAGCAGUAGUGCAAAUCGCGCUACUCAUACAGAACCACCAUCUCUAUACGAGAAUUCCCUUCGUCUCCAGGGACCCUUCCUGGACUCCAAGCUUCAGGGUCAGGCUCAGUGGACCACAGAGCUUGCCGACGAAACACAGCGCCUCGUGCGGCAGAUUCGUUGUGCACUCGAAGAGUCCAAUGCCUUUCCCAUCCGUUACGCGGCAGUCUCCUCCCUCAACUCCAUGCGACGCGUCUGGAGAACGCCAGACCCCUCCAACCACGCCGCCUCCGCCCUGCUCAAUCUCAUGCUAGUCACCUACGACGCGCUCAACGACGACGACAACGAGAUCAGAGACAGUGCCACCAAAGUCGUCACCCGGAUCAUCGCCGGCCCUCGCUACCGCGACGGCAUGAAAGACGUUGUCCCGCUUGUCGCGAGCCAGCGCCUCUCGGAAUACCUCGUAAAGACGUACCCCGAUUCUCGCCAUCUGUGCGAAGAAGCGAUUCACCGGGUCAUGGGCAGCGAUGGCUCAGUCUCGCCCCUCGACGUCCUGGAGCAAGCAGAGCGAGACUCAACUACCCUCUUCGUGCAAGAGAAGCAAAACCUAUUCGUCGAUGACGUCAGGGAGGUUGUCAUCUGGUCGCGCGUCCUUAAAAACCUCUCGGAUGAGGCUGUCACUCGCAGUCGCGCUGCGUACUUCAGCAAGUGGAUCUGGUCGGGCUUGAGCGUUUUCAUGGACGCCGCAAAGGCGCAGGGGGACGGUCCGCUGGGGUGGACAUCGAAGCCAGAGGUCUUUGUGAUGGGGAUGCGGCUUACCUACGGUGCGGAGGUCCUGCUGCACUGGAGGGGGAGGAAGUCGAGGAAGGGCUCUUUUGAGGGGUCGAAGGUGAGGAGGCUGCUGAGAGAGUUCGCGGAUGUUGGGGAGGCGAAUGAAGUGCAUCAGCUGUGGUUGCAGAAGAUUGAGACGGUUUUGUCGGAUUCGGUGGUGGAGAGGUUGGGCGUGAUGAAGACAAAGCUGUGCGAGGUGGCUGGGAAUGUUUGCUAA